AUGUUCUCGGGACCAAUCCAGUGUUCCAGUAUUUAUUGUACUUCGGACAGACGAGCUAAAGAAAACAUCAAGCAACUUGACGAAUCCUACUGUGAAAACUUCUUCAAGGCAGAUGUAUUCACAUAUAACUGCAUUGGAUCGGAAGAAACCAUUCCAAAUAUUGGCUUCAUUGCUCAAGACUUGAAUCGCCUUGGCUACAUGAAUCUGUUGACUCUUACUCCAAAUGAAAACAUGAAGAAAGAAAAUGAUGAUGACAUCGAAGGAGCUCAAAUGAACAUAGACUACAAUAAGAUCACAGUCAUCAACUUGAUGAUGAUCAAGAAAUUGAAGAAGCGUAUUGAAGAACUAGAAGCAAAAAUGGGCCAACUAAUAUAG
Molecule: messenger RNA, 375 nt
Organism: Phytophthora nicotianae INRA-310
Lineage: Eukaryota; Oomycota; Peronosporomycetes; Peronosporales; Peronosporaceae
Exons: 1
Coding region: 1-375 (124 amino acids)
Source: RefSeq, a predicted model, not a curated record